Messenger RNA from Penicillium subrubescens, 6471 nucleotides. Its product is annotated as type I polyketide synthase. Bases 1 to 6471 code for a protein of 2156 amino acids. Gene Ontology annotation, molecular function: fatty acid synthase activity; 3-oxoacyl-[acyl-carrier-protein] synthase activity; phosphopantetheine binding. Lineage: Eukaryota; Fungi; Ascomycota; Eurotiomycetes; Eurotiales; Aspergillaceae. The record is from RefSeq and is a predicted model, not a curated record. Gene Ontology annotation, biological process: fatty acid biosynthetic process. The transcript is spliced from 7 exons.
AUGGCCCGCGUUCAACAGAUCAUUUUGUUUGGAGACCAAACCGACGAUUUUACAUCGCUUCGUCGUCUGCUCUCUCCCAAUGUGGAGCCAUUGUUGAAUGACUUUCUGAACAAGGCCGUUCGGGGAGUGCGAACGGAAAUCAGCUCGCUGCCGCUCCAAGUCCGCCAACAAUAUCCUCAUUUUGCCUCAGUGGCCAGCUUGCUGGACUGGAGGGAUGGUCAGAAGAAAGCGCAUCCAUCUAUUGACAGUGCUUUGACAUGUAUUAACCAGCUGGCUCAUUUUAUUCAAGCCCAAAGCUCCGCCUCUACUUAUACCAGUCCUUCGGACAUCAUUAUCGGCGGUCUUUGUCUUGGAUCUCUGUCUGCAGCGGCCGUUAGCAGUUGCCAGUCGAUUUCAGAACUCCCCAACGUCGGUGCAGAAACCAUAAAGAUCGCAUUCAGAACAGGGCUCCAUGUAUCGCGAGUCGGACGUGCUAUUGAUCAAUCCGAAACGGAGUCAUGGUCUAUGGUGGUUGCUACACGGUCUCCGGAUGACAUUUCACACCGAAUUGAUCGAUUCAUAGAGGCUCAGGUUCGUGCUUUAUCUAUUCUUUCUAUCAAUAAGAAACACCUACCAUCGCACACUCGACCCUAUAUCAGCGCAUACUUGUCACAUGCUGUGACGAUCAGUGGGCCGCCAACAAGUCUCUUCAGCUUGAGACAAUCUGCCGAGUUUGCUUCUCUCGCUCCACGAUCCAUUCCUAUCUUCGCUCCUUAUCAUUCUUCUACUCUUUUUAACCCUGCGGACUCUGCAUCUAUCCUGGGUAACCUUCUUGCCGAUGAGAAGAAAACCACAAGCAACAUCCCGUUUAUCUCGAGUACAAGUGGUAGACCUUUCGAGGGAACCGAUAUUCGCUCCCGAUUUGAAUAUGCCCUAGCUCAGAUCCUCCUAGAGACUCUCCGUUGGCAAAGCUUCGUCAAUGGAAUGAUCGCUGCUCUUCCGGAUCAUGAGGGCCCAGACGCUUUCAAGUUUCACGUCCAGUCAUUCGGCAGUACCGCAGGACCUCGGCUUGCCGAAGCAAUUGAAGCCGCCACCAGUCUCACGCGUUAUCAGCCUGACCCUUCCUCAAACCUGUCGCUGAAGCCCACAGACAACAUUGACUCAUCUAAGAUCGCCAUCAUUGGAUACUCUGGCCGAUAUCCCCACGCCGAAUGCAACGAAGAGUUUUGGGACCUGCUUAUCAAAGGACUUGACGUGCACGAGGUGGUGCCAGCCUCGCACUGGGACGCACGAACCCAUGUUGCCGAGCCCGGCAAGGGAAAGAAGAACACAAGUGCCACGCCAUAUGGGUGCUGGCUGCAAAACCCAGCGGCUUUUGAUGCUCGCUUUUUCAACUUGUCGCCGCGUGAGGCUCCUCAGGUGGAUCCCGCGCAACGUAUCGCCCUGAUGACGGCUUAUGAAGCCAUGGAGCGCGCGGGUCUGGUACCUAAUACAACUCCAUCCACGGCCAAAGACCGUGUUGGUGUCUGGUACGGUGUCACAUCCAAUGACUGGAUGGAAACAAACACUGCACAAAACAUUGACACGUAUUUUAUCCCCGGUGGCAACCGAGCCUUUAUCCCCGGUCGGCUGAAUUACUGCUUCAAGUUCACCGGUCCCAGUUAUGCGGUUGACACGGCAUGCUCGUCUAGUCUGGCGGCCAUUCACCUCGCCUGCAACGCCCUUUGGCGUGGUGAGGUCGACACGGCUAUUGCUGGCGGCACCAAUAUUCUCACCAACCCUGACUUCACAGCGGGUCUCGACCGCGGCCAUUUCUUGUCCCGAACAGGCAACUGCAAAACAUUCGAUGAUGAAGCCGAUGGAUACUGCCGUGGAGAGGGUGUUGGCACCGUAAUCUUGAAGCGCCUGGAUGAUGCUUUGGCCGACCGUGACCCAAUUUGCGGUAUCAUCUUGAGUGCCGGCACGAACCACUCGGCCGAUGCAGAGUCAAUCACUCGCCCUCAUUCUGGUGCACAGCAGCAUCUUAUUCAAAGUCUGCUACGUACAGCCGGCGUUUCACCGUACAGCGUUAGUUACGCUGAGAUGCACGGUACGGGCACUCAGGCUGGAGACGCUGGUGAGAUGAACUCGGUGCUGUCCACGCUGGCACCUUCCUCUGUUCCAUACCGCACGCCAGACCAGCCACUGUACCUUGGCUCCGCAAAGGCAAAUAUUGGACAUGGAGAGGCAGCUUCCGGUGUUUCGAGUCUUAUUAAAGUGUUGCUGAUGAUGGAGCACAAUGCCAUCGCACCCCACUGCGGUAUCAAGACUCGCAUCAAUCGGAAGUUCCCCACGGACCUUGGCGACCGCAAUGUCCACAUUGCGUUGACUCCAACAGCUUGGGAAAAGCAACAAGGAGAACCCCGUCGCGUUCUGGUGAACAACUUCAGCGCCGCCGGCGGCAACACUGCGCUCUUGUUGGAGGACGCGCCCUCGUUGCCAGAGACCACUGAGGCAGAGGAUCCUCGAACUCAUCAUCUUGUAGCGGUCUCAGCCAAGUGUGCAUCUUCCCUGGAAGCGAAUGUCAAGUCACUUCUGGGUUUCAUUGAAUCUGCUGGAGAGGAUAUCUCCCUGCCGCAGCUUUCUUACACAACGACUGCCCGUCGCAUGCAUCAUUUGCAUCGCGUUAUUGUCCAGGGGUCUAGCAUCCCCGAAAUUAAGAGCCAGCUGGAAGCAGCUCUUUCACGUGGCGAUGGCGCCAAUCGACCGAUCGGAAUUCCAAAAUUGGUAUUUGCCUUCACCGGUCAGGGCAGCCAGUUUGUUGGAAUGAGCCGAAAACUCUAUGAGUCUAUGCCAUCAUUCCGCAGCAACAUGCAGCUAUUGGAUCGAAUUGCUCAAUCUCAAGGCUUUGACAGCUUCCUGCCAUUUAUCGAGGACGAAUCGGAGUCCAGUUUGAAGCGCUUCUCGCCCAUGACUGCCCAACUGGCGAGUGUCUGCCUUCAAAUUGCAUUGGCCCGCCUCUGGGCGUCGUUUGGAAUUGUUCCCAGUGCCGUCGUCGGUCAUAGCCUGGGAGAGUACGCUGCCUUGAACGUGGCUGGUGUUCUCUCUGACGCUGACACUGUCUUCCUUGUUGGUAAGCGGGCACAGCUUCUAGAAGAGCAUUGCACCCUACAUACUCACAGCAUGCUGGUCGCUCGAGCUUCUGUUGCGAAUGUCGAGUCGACGGUGGCUUCGAUGCAAUAUGAAAUUGCGUGCAUUAACGCACCCGAGGAGACCGUGUUGGCUGGGCCCAACGACCAGAUCGAGGCCCUUCAGCAAACACUGUCGCAAGGUGGAGUGCGAUCGAAGACAAUCCCUGUCUCAUAUGCCUAUCACUCAUCACAGGUGCAACCCAUUUUGGAUGAUCUGGUGCAGGCGGCUCAACCGAUUGUUUUCAACAAACCAGCGAUCCCCGUGUUGUCUCCCUUGUUGGGCGAUAUCGUGGAAUCUGAAGGGAUCUUCGGACCGGAGUAUCUGCAGCGACACUGCCGUGAAACUGUGAACUUCCACCAGGCAAUGCAGGUUGCUCGAGCUGCGGGUGUCAUCAAUGAUCGCACUCAAUUCGUCGAGGUCGGUCCACAUGGAGUGGUUUCCGGCCUGAUCAAGGCAGCUUCCAAAACAUCUCAGGCACAUGCAGUGCCGACUCUGCAACGGGGACGCGAUGACUGGCAGAGUCUGGGCGAAGCCGUGUCGACCCUUUACCGCGCUGGACUGGAUAUUGCCUGGAACGAGUACCAUCGUUCGUUUACUGCUGCGCAACAUGUGAUUCGUCUUCCAGCAUAUAACUGGAAUCUGAAGGAUUACUGGGUUCAGUACGUCAACGACUGGUCUCUGCGCAAAGGAGAUCCGCCACUCAUACAGACUGCUCGCCUGGAGGAAUCAACCACCAUCCAUCGCAUUGUGGAGGAAACAAAGGAUGGUAUCGUGGUUGAAGCCGAUUUGUGUCGCAAGGAUCUGAGUCCCAUUGUGCAAGGUCACAACGUUGAUGGGAUUCCCCUUUGCACUCCGUCGGUAUAUGCGGAUAUUGCCCUCUCGGUGGGUGAAUAUCUGCGCAGCCGCCACCAAUGCCACGAUGUCGACACCGUGGUUGCCAUCACGGAAAUGACCAUCAAGAAGGCGCUUAUUGCAAAGCCCAGUGGCACUCAUCUUCUUCGUGCAGCAACAACCGUCGACUGGGAUGCAGGCAGCGCAUUGUGUCGAUUCCUUUCCAUGGAUUCAAAGGGCCAGCCUACCAAUGAGCACGCGCACUGCACGAUUCUUCUCUCUAGCCCGAGUCGCCGCGCGGCUGCAGAGACAGAACGCAUCAAGAUUCAGAGACGCGUCCGCGAAAUGCGUGAGGGCAUAGAGCCCGGAAAAACCCAGCGUUUCAACCGUGCUAUGGUGUACAAAAUGAUUCGUCCAUUGGCGGAAUUCCACCAAGACUACAGAACGAUCGAGGAAGUUAUCAUUGAUAGCACAACCCUCGAGGCAGCGGCUCGUGUCUGCUUCUCUGAAGUGCAGGCCCCUGGAAAGUUCCAUACCCACCCGUCUUAUCUCGAUGGACUGGCUCAGUCUAGCGGAUUCGUGAUGAAUUGCAAUGAUGACGCUGACCUUGACCGGGAAGUGUUUGUCAACCAUGGGUGGAAGAGUUUGCAGGUGUAUGAGCCAUUGCGGCCGGACGCACAUUACUCUACGUUUGUGCAGAUGGUCGAAGGAGAGAGUCGUAUGUAUGAGGGUGAUAUGAUUGUGAUGGAUGGAGAUACAGUUGUUGCAACCUUCCAGGGUGUAGUGUCCCAAGGCGUUCCGAGACAUGUUCUGCGCUAUGUGCUUUCCAUGGAGAGUGGCGACCCAGCCCUCGUGGCCUCCGCUAAGAAAGCUCUUGUCGCGUCUGCAAAGCAGACUCCCAAGACAGCUGCCCCUGCUCCCAAGAGGGUUGAGCAAAGAGCCACUCCCGCCAAACCGACUGCAAUGCCACCGGUGGCUGCAAAGUCGCCGUCCCCGGCAAGCUCAUCUUCACUCGUGGCAUCUGCGCUGCAAAUCAUCUCAGAUGAGAGCGGCGUAUCGCUUUCUGAGCUGGAAGACAGCUGUGUCUUUGCGGACAUGGGAUUGGACUCUCUUCUUUCUCUUGUCAUCACCAGUCGAUUCCGCGAGGAGCUGCCUAUAGAUGUGCCAGUCGAAGGAUUCUUCAUCACUUAUCCCACGGUGGCUGAUUUGAAAACUUACCUCGGCCAGCAUCAAAGCGAGGACACGGCACUGACACCGACGCCUGUUUCCGAAGUGCCUAAGCCCGUCGAGGAAUUCUCCCUUCCGAUCCCUCAGACCAAGGUGGCGUCGACCUCUGCCAAUUGGACCACUGCACUGUCCAUUAUCUCUGAAGAGAGUGGAAUUAGUAUCGAUGAGUUGACGGAUGACUGCGUCUUCUCUGACAUGGGCAUCGACUCGCUGCUGUCACUCGUGAUCGUCAGCAGAUUCGCGGAAGAGCUGGAAAUGGAUGUUCCACUUGAGUCCAUCUUCACUGAUUAUCCGACCAUUGGGGAGAUCAAAGUCUUGUUCCUGGCCGAUCAAGCUAGCAGCGACGACUCGAGCUCGGCCGACGAGAACAAUGUGACUCCAGCGUCAAGGGCCAUCACUCCGUCCUCUGAAACCUCGGAAUACUUCCCCCUGGAGAUGAAGCCGGCAGCUCUCCCUGUGCCACGUACCACCUCAGUUCUCUUGCAGGGCUCGCCUUCCAAGACGGACAAGACAUUGUUCCUAUUCCCCGAUGGCGCUGGCUCCGCGACAUCCUACACAGGAAUUCCUCGCGUGGACUCUAGUGUUUCCGUCGUCGGCUUGAACUCGCCUUAUCACCGUCAGCCACAUCUGUUUAACUGCACCGUGAAUGAUCUGAUCAAGAGCUACAUUGAGGAGGUCCGUCGCCGCCAACCAACCGGCCCGUACCACUUUGGUGGUUGGUCUGCGGGCGGUAUCUUGGCCUAUCGCGCCACUCAGAUGAUGAUCGAGGAUUACCAAGAACGUGUUGCCAGUCUCACUCUCAUCGACAGUCCCGUGCCUCAUGGUCUUGAUCGCCUCCCGCAGCACUUCUAUGACUACUGCAACAAGGUACAUCUCUUUGGCGCCAGUCAGGGUGACAAAGCCCCAGCUCAAGCACCGGAAUGGCUAGUUCCCCAUUUCAAUGCCACUAUUGACACGCUGCAUGAGUACUACGCCUCUCCGCUGUCUCUGACCGACGCUAACAAGCCCCGCGUGUCAAUGAUCUGGGCUUGUUCGAGUGUCAUGGACAACGCGGAUAUUCCACGGCCGCCGUCCUGUGAAGAAGACACGGAGGGAAUGAAGUUCUUGACGGAAGCUCGUACUGACUUUUCAGAUAAUGGUUGGGCAAGGCUCUUCCCCGGUUGUGAGAUUCGCAUUGAGAGGGCGCAUGGCGCCAAUCACUUUACUAUGAUGAGGGGAGACUUUGCCCCUAAGCUUGCAUCUUUCAUUUAUCAAUCGCUUUGA